AGCCGGUGGAUGGCAAGCUACUGCUGAGAGUUGGGACUCACUACUCGUCAGUGAAGCAGCUGCUACUGAUACGCCAGCUCAUAAUCAAUCUGAGCUCUUCAAACCCUGCCGAGCCAGGAGGAGAAGGGUGGAAGUACACAGCACAGUUUGGACGAGACUCCACGAGGAAGUCUGUGGCGUUGUUUUUUCAAGGUUUUUUGUCUUUCUGCCCCCUUUGCCUCGGAAUAUCACAGAUAAACAUUCAUGGGCAGCCUGGGUGUUUGGACUGUGGCUGUGGCCACUUUGCUGGGGACAUCAGGGUGGUGGCUGGUCGAAGGGCACAGGAGCGGCAGGCAAGGCAGUGUGGAUGCACCCAUCAUGCUACGUACCUCCUCCCAGGAAGCACACUCCAUGGAGAAAGAAAAGGCAGACGGGAACAUCGAUCAUUCCCGUUCUGAUCCAGAUGGGGGCCCGUGUCGGCGGACCUACUGUGGACGGGGCCGACAGUGUGUGCUGAUGGCAGAAACUGGGCGUGCAGAGUGUAUCUGCCAGGAAAAAUGUCGACCCUCCUUUGUUCCUGUAUGUGGCUCAGACGGCAGGUUCUACGAGAACCAUUGUGAGGUUUACCGCACCGCCUGCCUGGAGAGGAGACGGAUCUACGUGGUACACAGCAAGGACUGCUUCUUCAAAGGCAGUGCAUGCACCAUGUCAGAGUACAACAAGCUGAAAAACACGUUGUUGGAUAUGCAGCCAAAAGUACAGAAGGAAGGACAGCAGAACCACCAGAGCGACAUGGAGGAGAAGAGAGCACUGGUGGACACCAUGUUUAAAUACCUGGAUGAGAACCAGGAUGGCCGGCUGGUCAGCAACGAACUAGAAAAAAUUUCAAUGAAAGAGCAUCUGGAAGACAGUCUGUUGGAGUGCACCAUGCAAGAUCUGUUGCGUUACGACGACUAUAACAAUGACGGACACCUCAGCCUACAUGAGUUCUACACGGCUUUCCAGGUUGUUCAACUGAGCCUGGCAGAUGACCAGCGAAUCAGCAUCUCCACGGUAACAGUGGGGCUUAGUGCUGUCCUAACAUGUGCCAUCCAGGGGACAUUGCGACCACCAAUUAUCUGGAAGAGGAACGGCAUCAUAUUGAACUUCCUGGACCUGGAGGAUAUCAACGACUUUGGGGAUGAUGGCUCCCUGUACAUCACCAAGGUGACAACAAUCCACAUGGGAAACUACAGUUGCCAUGCCUACGGCUAUGAAAACCUCUAUCAGACGCAUGUUCUCCAGGUGAAUGUCCCUCCAGUGAUCCUGGUCUACCCAGAGACGCAGGCCCAGGAGCCCGGUGUUUCUGCCAGCCUUCACUGCCAUGCUGAUGGCAUCCCAAAUCCCAAACUUCUCUGGCUGAAGAAUGGCAUGGAUCUGCAGACUAGUUCCUCUAAACAGCUUUCUCUCAUAGCGAAUGGUAGUGAGCUCUUUAUUGGCAGUGUGCGGUACGAGGAUACCGGGGCCUACACCUGCAUCGCCAAGAAUGAGGUGGGAGUGGACGAGGACAUCUCUUCUCUCUUUGUUGAAGAUUCAGCCAAAAAGACCCUUGCAAACAUUCUUUGGAGAGAAGAAGGGCUGAGCGUGGGAAACAUGUUCUAUGUAUUUUCUGAUGAGGGUAUCACCGUUCUUCAGCCAAGUGAAUGUGAAAUACGCAAACACAUGAAGCGGACAGAGAGAAUUGUUGCUACCUAUGAGGAGAUGUGCCCUAAAGGUGAGGGGGUGUCACUUCAGCAUUGCGUGUGGUCCUCAGCAGUCAACGUCAGGGAUAAGUACAUCUAUGUGACCCAGCCCCUACAGAGCCGACUGCUGGUUGUCGACAUCCAAGCACAGAAGGUGGUUCAGGCAGUAGCAACCGAUUCUUUCCCGGUGAAGGUGCUCUAUGACAAAUCACAUGACCAGGUGUGGAUUUUAACAUGGGGAGACAUGGACAAAACACAUCCAACACUUCAGGUUAUUCCUCAGGCCAGUGUCGGGGAGGUGCAUCAUGCCAUUCGCACAACUUUCCAAAGGGUGAAUGACUUCUUCAUCCCUCCAACUAACCUCAUCAUCACUCACGUGAGGUUUGCCUUUGUCUUUCUCAAAAAUGAACCAGCGAUACACAAGAUUGAUCUGGAGACCUUCCGCCGUGUCAAGACCAUCAGUCUGAAGAAUUACAGCUGCAUACCAGACAGCAUGGCCUACACACACCUGAGCGGCUUCUACUUCGUUCAGUGCCAGAGCAAGAGCUUUCUGUAUGCCCCGCCCCAGCUCCUGAUUGACAGCGUGACCGAUGCUGUGAUUGGCCCGAACCUAAAUGUCACAGGCCAGGCUUAUGUGUCGCCAGACGGCCGCUAUAUUGUAACACCUGACCCACGGAGAUCAAAGCUAAUAGUUCAGACUGUGUCCUUCCAGGGAGAGUUGGGUCUGAAUCAGGAAAUACACGCGCAUGUAAAUGUCUCUGAUCUGGUUUUCCAGCCCUCUUUCACAGAGUCUAACCAACAUGUGGUUGUGGCCACCUCGGGCUCAGGCACGGACCUCCUCUUUGCCGAUCUGUCUUCAGGCCGUACUGAGGUUCUCCAAAGCCUCAAGGAGCCCCUGGCUCCUCAAGCCUGGCCCUGGGGAGGCCCAAACAGAGUGGUGGUCUCCAGCGGGCUGUUCGGACAGUACCUGGUGACGCCAUCAGUCGAGUCCCUCUUUGUCCUAAAUGGAAAACAGAGAACGCCACACUGCGAGGUGUCAGACAUCAAUAGAGGAAACACAGUUGUCUGGGUUGGUGAGGUAUGAAGUAAGAAAAAAAGGGGGGGUAUAAAAAAAGGAGAUGUAGAAUUAGUAAAAGACGUAAAUUAAAUUUUAAAAAGGAUGAGGAGAUAUCAGGCCAAAUUACCUAUAAUUAAGAUUUAUGUGAACAUUUGUUGUGGACUCAACCCUGGGACUGAGCUAGAGGGAACCAUGGCUGGGUUUUCUGUAACAAAUACAAUUAAAAAAAUAGCAACCAAGAAAAUAUUAAGAAAACAUGUUGUGAUAUUUCUAUUGGGAGAAAGUGUCAAUGCCGUUCAGUGCAACAGUGAUCUAUGUGCACUAAACUAUACAGAAUUGUACAUUAUUGCACUUCCUUCCAUGCUAUCACAGCAAAUAGGUACGUGAAGAGGAGUUAUUAAUGAACUAUGAACUAUGCACAAUGCUCACUUUUUUUAGAAUAAAAAGCUUUCCAGUUUUUGUUUUUUCUCAACAAUGUUUGUCGUUUUCACCAGUGCUGCAUAUAAUCACCACAAACUGUAAGUCCUGUCUGCCGUUAGCGUGUACGUGUUCAGUCUUUUUAAAAGCUACCAAGACCUGUUAAUUCGCCUUUGUCAUGGUAUUGUACUGUACUCUGCCUCUGGAAGCUUUCAUUCUCCUCAUACUAGCAGAGGUUGGCUUUAUGCACAUGUGUAAUACCCUCUAUUUACGUUGUCUAUCCAAAGAGCCCAAUUGGUCCAUUAGCCGUCGACAAUGGAUGUUUCGGAAGCAGAGGAAAUGAAAAGUACAUUCUCUGGUCUCCUGCAGCAGUAUAAUGUGUCCCCUGUUGUCCCUCACAUUAAGUCUGAAUCUGCAGCAGAGCUCUGUGCUGUGAAGCCUGAAAUAUCCACUUAUGCCACUUAGCAGAUUCCCUCAGAGUAAUCACUCCGGUUUAUACUGACCCAUAUGCCGAGGCCGAGUCAAGGCAUCGUCAACUCAGCUAUCGGACGGGCUGUGAGCAUUUGUGUGUCCUCUCAGAGAGCUGCGCAACAAGCAAAAACGAGGUGCGGAUAGAAAACAGAUAAUUUGUAUUAGUUACCUUCCAGUCAUCAUUUAAAACCUGCUGAAUAGAAAAUAAAUUUUUAAUUUUAUCUUAAAGCUUGAGAACUGUUUGAAAACUAGAGAUACAUUUAGUAUUAUGUAAUAUAUACAAGACUACUGAUUGUCAGACAACAUAAAUAAGUGUACAGCUGUGUCUUAUAGUUAUUAUUAUUCCAAAAUUGUUUAAUACACUUAAAAAAAAGUUUUGACACAGUAACUGAAUAACCACCAGCAACUCUUCUAAUAAAACAGCACAUUUUCUGUCUGUGGUUGAACUUCAUCAUCCUCAGCCUAAUUGUGUUUUUUCACUUGCACUAAUCAUCACAAUGAUGAGCCAUUAGCAGCAAGACAGUAAUUUAUAAGACCUAGU
Molecule: messenger RNA, 4186 nt
Organism: Melanotaenia boesemani (Boeseman's rainbowfish)
Lineage: Eukaryota; Metazoa; Chordata; Actinopteri; Atheriniformes; Melanotaeniidae
Gene: fstl4
Product: follistatin-like 4
Exons: 16
Coding region: 244-2784 (846 amino acids)
Biological process (GO): cell differentiation; regulation of BMP signaling pathway; multicellular organism development
Molecular function (GO): calcium ion binding; protein binding
Source: RefSeq, a predicted model, not a curated record